Molecule: messenger RNA, 5461 nt
Organism: Cimex lectularius (bed bug)
Lineage: Eukaryota; Metazoa; Arthropoda; Insecta; Hemiptera; Cimicidae
Gene: Sec24AB
Product: protein transport protein Sec24A
Exons: 17
Coding region: 447-3938 (1163 amino acids)
Biological process (GO): COPII-coated vesicle cargo loading; endoplasmic reticulum to Golgi vesicle-mediated transport; intracellular protein transport
Cellular component (GO): endoplasmic reticulum exit site; COPII vesicle coat
Molecular function (GO): SNARE binding; zinc ion binding
Source: RefSeq, a predicted model, not a curated record
ACAGCUUCCGCCAGUCUGCUUCUAUUUAGGCUAGUGUGCCCUCCUCGCUCUUGUUAUAUUUAUUAUUUAAAUUAUUUGACGGAAUAUCGAAUCGCAAAAGGAAGUUGGCCCGAGCGGAGGAAGCAGGGACGUGCGAAGAAAGGAAAAAAAGAGGACGAGAAAUCCGUAGUGAAAAAUGUAAUUAUACAAUUUUCCCAUCGAAUUGAUCGAAUAGAGAACCCGCAGCCGAGGGAGUAUUUCCAGGAGUCGGAGUGAUUCGAGUGUAGGAGAGACGGUUUGAGGAGCGAUCAGUGCGUCCGGAGAGGAAGCGUCAAACCGUUCUACGUCGAUCCGGAGCCAGUUAUCACGAGUCGACGUGUGCCCUCUGUGGAGGUUAGGAGCGGAUGCUGUAAGAGGAAAGUGCCGUCGGAAGAGGAAAAUUCUGAGGGAAACUCUGCCCGGUAAUUAUGAACGGCCAGCCUUACAACUAUUCGGCCAGCAAUUCCGGAAACGGCACACCGACCCCGUCCUCGACCAGCUACCCAGCGAGCCUCUCGUCACAAUCGUCUAGGGAUGGGUCUCCUUCUCGGCUACCUCCAAAUGUAAACCAUAUUAGCAAUGACAAGUCAAUUAAUCCUAAUAGUAAUAUAACAAAUUAUAAAAAUCAAGAAGUAGAAAAUUCUUAUUCUUACGACGCCAUGAAUACCAAUCAGAGUAGGCAGCACAUUGCGAGCAACGUCGGCGAAUACAUGGGUGAUGUCAACGGACAGAGGCCACCACCUCCGACGUCCGUCCCCCUCAACCAGCAGAAACCCCAAUAUGCUGGACAGACUCAGAGGAUAGAGUCCAGGCAGGAGAACUACAUUCCAGUAAAAUCCGACGCCCCCCUGGCACACCUGGGCAUGGGCGACGGUUACAGCCAGUAUGCCCAGACCAAUUCUUAUCGCCCGGAGAAUGUGCAGAACAGUCAUUGGAACAGCUCAGGGUAUCCACCUAAAACAGACACUUCUUACAAUUCAGUGGCUCCUUAUAAUACUCAAGACCACGGCCAACGGCCUCCUGUGCAAAACACCCUUCAACAGAACGUAUACCUGCCUCAGAUACCUCCUAAUUUCAAUAAUUACCAGACACCAAAAAUGCAGACAUACCCCGCUCAGCCGACAAACCUACAGCUUCACCGUCCUACCCAAGAAGACCCCAUCUCUUCUGGGCCACCGAGGACUAAUGCACUGGGAAUAAUACCUUACACAGAACCAGUGACAUCUUUGACACAAGGUAACGUCGGCAGUCCCAAAACGAUCCCAUCGCAGACAAACCACAUGCCAACAGUGAAGCAAAUGCCUUAUACCCAGCCUGCCAUGCAGCAGCCGAUUUUAAACCAGCCGCAACAGCAGCCAAUGUACAGCCAGCCGCCACAGCCCGUUCAACAGAGCCGGCCGCAACCUCUCACCGCACCGCCUAUGAGAGGGCCACCUAUGGUGAGUCAGGUGCCGCCGAAAACUUACCAGAAUCAGUACAACAACCGGCCUCCGGAUAAUUACCUCGCAAACAAUCUCAAUCAGCAGCCACAGUAUCAGUCCUACAAUUAUCAACAGAACAACGUAGGAAACUAUCAACAGUACAAUCAACUCCAAGCUAAUUACUAUGGUGUCGACGAUCUUGCAAAUUCUAUGUCAGGGAUGUCUGUACAGGCUGGUUACAAUAAACUUUGGGGAAGGGAAGCAGUAGAUUUGUUAAAGGCAAGGGACAUUCUUCCUCCUACUAAAGUCGAACCUCCUCCUAUAAGGUUAUCCCAGGAGUAUUACGAAUCGUCAAACUGUAGCCCUGACAUAUUCCGCUGUACUUUAACAAGAAUUCCCGAAACGAAGAGCUUACUCGAUAAAUCUAGGUUACCUUUAGGUGUUUUAAUCCAUCCUUUUAAAGAUCUUAAUCAAUUAUCAGUAAUACAGUGCAGUGCAAUAGUGAGGUGUAGGUCUUGUAGAACUUAUAUAAAUCCUUUUGUUUAUUUCGUCGAUUCAAAACGAUGGAGGUGCAAUUUAUGUUUUCGCGUCAAUGAUUUGCCUGAAGAGUUUCAGUAUGAUCCGUUGACAAAAACAUAUGGCGAUCCGUCACGUAGGCCCGAGAUAAAAUCGGCCACGAUCGAGUUCAUCGCUCCAUCCGAAUACAUGGUGAGGCCGCCACAGCCGGCAGCUUAUGUCUUUGUGAUCGACGUCUCACAGCUCGGAGUACAGAGCGGAUAUUUGCAGACUUUUUGCGAAUGCCUUCUUUCCCAGCUAGAAGCAUUGCCAGGAGACAGUAGAACGUCCGUUGCCUUUAUUACAUUUGACUCGACUGUGCAUUAUUACAGUCUGGCCGACACGCAAGCCCAGCCGCAUCAAAUGGUCAUCGUAGAUAUUGACGAUAUGUUCGUACCAUGUCCAGAAAAUUUAUUAGUCAAUUUAAGCGAAUGCUUAGGCCUUGUUAGAGAUCUUUUAAGGGAACUUCCAACUAAAUAUCAAGAGUCGUAUGACACUGGUUCAGCAUUAGGGCCAGCUCUACAAGCCGCGUUCAAACUUCUAGCUGCUACUGGUGGGAGGAUUUCAGUAUUUCAGACGUGCCUUCCAAACUGUGGACCUGGAAAACUGCAAUCCAGAGAGGAUCCAUCCCAACGAUCAGGAGAUAACGUGAACCAAAAUAUGCUCAACCCUGUCACAGACUUCUAUAAAAAACUAGCGCUUGACUGCUCUGCUCAACAAAUUGCGGUUGACCUGUUCGUAUUGAACAGCCAAUUUGUCGAUCUCGCUUCUUUAAGCGGUAUCAGCAAAUUUUCUGGAGGUUGCAUACACCAUUUUCCACUGUUCAAUACGAAAAACAUUAAACACGUGGAUGCUUUGCAGCGUUGCCUGCAUAGGUAUCUGUGUCGUAAAAUCGGUUUUGAAUCGGUUAUGCGACUAAGAUGCACUAAAGGCUUAUCUAUACAUACAUUCCACGGGAACUUUUUUGUUCGGUCGACUGACCUCCUUUCACUGCCUAACAUCAAUCCCGAUGCCGGUUUUGGCAUGCAAGUCUCGAUAGACGAAAACCUGACCGAUGUGCAGAACGUCUGUUUCCAAGCUGCUCUUUUAUACACGUCUAGCAAGGGUGAAAGAAGGAUUCGGGUUCAUACUCUUUGCCUGCCGGUCGCGUCAAACCUCUCAGACGUCCUCCACAGUGCUGAUCAACAAUGUAUAAUCGGACUUUUAGCUAAAAUGGCCGUUGACAGAUGUCAUCAGUCUUCGUUGAGCGACGCGAGAGAGGCAUUUGUUAACGUUGUAGCGGAUAUGUUAAGUGCAUUCAAAUUAACGCAGUCCAGCAACCCAUCUAUGAGUCUUCUCGCUCCACCAAGUCUUAGCCUUUUACCGCUUUAUAUACUCGCUCUCUUAAAAUACAAUGCAUUUAGAGUUGGACAGAGCACAAGGCUAGACGACAGGGUUUAUGCGAUGUGCCAAAUGAAAUCUCUUCCCUUAUCACAAUUAAUUCAGGCCAUUCAUCCCGAUUUGUACCCCGUACACAAUCUUAGUGAAUACCCUAAAGUGACAAUAGGAGAUGAAACUGUCGUUCAACCACCUCUGCUUCAUUUGAGCGCCGAAAGGAUCGAAUCUCAAGGGAUUUAUUUAAUGGACGAUGGAAGCAGGAUUAUGAUAUACGUCGGUCAUAAUAUUAGUCAGAGCUUAGCGAUAUCUUUAUUUAGCGCCCCUUCUUUUUCAUCCAUCAAUUCCAAUAUGCUGGAUUUGCCCGAAUUGAACAACCCCGAGUCGAAAGAGUUGAGGAAUUUUAUCAAUUUCUUGCAGAACGAUAAAGCAGUAGCACCUACUAUUGAAAUUAUCAGGGAUGACAGCCCACAACGACAGCAGUUCUUGGACAAGCUGAUAGAAGACAAGACACCAGCUGGACACUCGUACUACGAAUUCCUCCAGCGUGUCAAACUCUUAGUGAAAUAGAAUUUUUGAAAUGGAGGUGGGGGAUAAAAAAACAAAAACAAAAAACAACACAGACCAAAAAAAGGAGAAUAAUGGCAGAUUCAAUUCUUUGUUUUUAGCGGAUGUUUGCAUAUACAUAAAACUUUGUACAAACAAAAUUAACGUGGAAAAAAAAAACAGUGUUGGACUUGAGUGACCAAAUUGACUGAAUUUAUUUCAUAUUAUAAAUUCACAAUUGUACCAAAGACUGUUGUUGCAACUGAAGGCAUGACAAUGCAAUUUGAAAUUGAAAAUUAAAUACCAUAGAGAUUUAUGAAAACAUUGAAAACAAAUUUUUUUUUACAUAUUGUUAAAUCUUUUUUAAUAAUCGCAUAAACAGAAAAAGUUUCAAUUUACUUUCGUUGCCCCGCCGGUCAAGGCGAGAGCAACAAAUCACACUCGUAAACUGUAAAUAUAAGGGCAAGUGUAUUUUAUUAAUAAUAAAAAAAAUCAAUAUGUAUAAAUAAUUACUGAAUAGGGUUUUUGGUGAAAGCUGAGUAUUUAGGUAAAUUAAAACUGAAGGGUGCCUUAUUGGUAAAUUAAUUUUAUUAUUAAUUUAAAAUAUAAAAACCGACCAAUGGGCGCCUUACAAAAAUAAGUCAUAGUAUCGAGGAGGAAGGUAAGCGAGUAAUAAUUUAUCGCCCGUCUUGUUACUUAUUCACAUAAAAUCUGUGAUGUUCAUAGCACUGUUAAAUAAAAAAUAAAAUUUAAUCGGUUAAAAAUGGAAUUAAAAAAAAAAUAAAUAAAUAAAAAAUAUCACAGUUAAUUUGUUUUAAAGUUUUCAGGUAUGUGUUGUCUUUUAUUGUAAAAUGUAUAUUAUUGUUGACAAUUUUUUUUCUGUUUUUGUCGAAUGGUAAAGAGAAAUUUUUGUUAUGUCGGAUUUAAAGUUAUUAUUCAUUAUUUUUGUAGUUAAAAAUAAUCUUUUUUGUGAUUAAAUUCAUAAAAAAGCAUGAUAUAUUGUAUGGCCUUGUUUAUUAUUAAUUGUUUUUAUGAGGUUUAAGUGGAAGAAAAUUACAAUCGAAGGAUGCUAAACAAAAUUGUAUAUUUAGACUCCUGGCUAUUGUGAUUUUGAUAUUGUUAAUUUAAUUUUUUUUUUAUAGCACAUUAAAGCUGGUUAAUGCAUAGAAAGUGAGAGAGAGAAAAACAAAAUUAUUGAUAAUGUAAGUAAACAUAUUGUAUUCAUUAGGGAAAUUUUUCGUGUUCAUAUUGGAGGUGGAGAUAAUUGUUUAUUACUGUACAUUAUGAUGUUUUGGUAAAUGUGUCUAUUUUGCUUAUAUUUUAGCUUAGUAAAAAUUCUAUUUUAACAUUUAUUUUAGUUGUUACAAAAAAUAUAUAUAUACUAUUUUAUUUAUUCCUGUGAAUAUUACUCUUUCUUUUUAAAUGGCCAAUUCAAUUUGUUUUCCUGCUCGCAGCCAAUUUUGAGUUUUAUGAAAUCUUUUAUUGGAAUGAAAUGAAACCACCCUUGGAGCAUUUAGAAAGAAUAAACAAUUUGAAUAAAGUUGUUC